Messenger RNA from Olea europaea var. sylvestris, 4484 nucleotides. RefSeq names its product auxilin-like protein 1. Lineage: Eukaryota; Viridiplantae; Streptophyta; Magnoliopsida; Lamiales; Oleaceae. The coding region runs from base 193 to 3723 and encodes 1176 amino acids. Gene Ontology annotation, biological process: clathrin-dependent endocytosis; clathrin coat disassembly. The transcript has 5 exons. Gene Ontology annotation, cellular component: cytoplasm; vesicle; intracellular membrane-bounded organelle. The record is from RefSeq and is a predicted model, not a curated record. Gene Ontology annotation, molecular function: clathrin binding.
AUGUUCUGAUUAUGAAAUGUUUUGGCUGUGUACUGACAUAGGAGUCCAGCUCAAAGUGAGUCUUUGUCAGUCGAAUCAGACCCUUCAGCAAGUUCUGGAAAACACCACAGCUUGUCAAAUGGAGAUCAUCUCCAGUCAUAUGAUGACAUUGAUCUGUUCAGUGUUUCUUGUCACGAGUCUAACCAAAGAAGCAUGGAAAGCAUAGCAACUGGAUCCACACAUGUAACUCAAUUACCUGCUAUUUCUGGAUAUGCUUACACUUUUAAUGAUACGUUAGUUUCCCAGACGAGGGAAGAUGAGAGGUCAUCUUCGCAUGUGUCUAAUGAUCUUGACAGCAGUGUGGGUCAUGGUUUGACAAGCGCAGAAGAGAAACUAUUCGCGGAGGGCCUGUCACACCCCUCCAAUAGUGACACAAAUCAUGAUCUAAACUUUUUAGAGAAGCAUGGCAAGCUGAAAUCUACACUGAAUAAACCAUUUAUAACUAUAUCUGAUAUCAGCCUCAGAACUAAGCCUUCUGGACUGCCACCACCUUCAAGACCGCCACCUGCCUUUGCUGUUAAAAAUGGAGAAUCUGAUAGACCAAAUGCAAAACUUAAAGCUUUUAAUGAUUCUGUCUUUGAACGGAGUGACAGUUCGUCACUGUUCUUUGAUGUGGAAGUAGAUGCAUCUUCAUCUACUGAAGCCACGAAAGAUGCAACGGAGAAAGCUCAAGCACAACAUAGAAAUACAAAAGAAUCAGUGGAGAAAAACAAAGGCAUCCAGAGUCAUAUUAAACCGCAUCUGGUUAAUGAUAUUGAAGUAGAGAGAAAAACAAGCAAUACAUUAAAUGCAACCAGCAGAUUUAAGGAUGAGACGUUGGAACAAUCACAUGCAAAAGAAGCCAAAGUACCAAAACCUGUUGUUGAAGAAAAAAGUUCGAUCGAGAGUAAUGAGGUAAUUUUAGAUUCCGUAGUUGGGAAAAAUCAUAUUCAUUUUGUCGAAAAAUCUGUGGACACUGUUGCAUGGAGUGAAGCAACUGAUUUUUUUGAAGUUAUUGAUACAAGUCUACCCAGGAGGGCUUCUAAAAUAGAUGAUGGCAACAUUUUGGUCCAAAAUAUGAGGCCACAUUCAUAUAGACAGCAAGAGAAAGCAGGCACUGAAGCACAUGACCUGACGGAAGACUGUAAAAACUCUAAAUUAGUAAAGGAAGCUCCUAAAUUGGAUGAAGACAGGAAUCAGCUUGAAAUGGAUAUGGACAUAUGUGAUUGGGCUUAUAACAAAGGAAGAUUAGUAGCAACGAAGAAAUUGAGCCAUCAGGAGCUUCAAGAGGAAUUACAAUUGGAUGAGAUGAUCUGCAAAUUUGACUUGAAUGACAGGAAAACAAAGGUGAUCCAGCAACAUGGACAAAGUGAAAAGGUAUUGAUUGACCCUGAUGAAAGUGUGGACAAGCUGACAGAAGCUUGGUACCAUUUGAAUGAAGUGGAAGCACAACAGAAACUAAAGUCUGGCACCAAAAGAAUAGAAAGCAAGAUGAUGUGCAAAGAUGCUCGUUUGGGGAAAGAAAAGGGAAUGAUACUCAAAGAAAACAUUGAGAGAGAGAAACGUGAGAGAAGACUUGAACAGGCUGUUGAGCACGCAGAACCUGGAAAAAGAGCAAGAGAGAACCUAGAGCAGGAAGAAAGAGAGAAGCAACAAUGGAAGGCUUGUGAAAUAGAAGAAAACAAUAAUAGAAAUAAUUUUUCUCGUGAAAGAAAAGGCAAAAAAAACACACCAAAAGAAACUUUUGAGCUGAAGGGGCAUGAGAAGAGACUGGAAGGGGCUGUUAAGCACGAAAGGAGUGAUAAGAAGUCUAACAUGGGUCUUGGGAAAGGAAAGAACUGUAGAGAUGAACAACUAGAUUCGAGAGCAUGUGGGGGAAAAGAGAGACUUGUAGAGUCUCAUAAGCAGGAGGAAAAUGAAGUGGAAUGCAGAGGGAUUGCUCAAAGCAAAAAUAUUAAAAAGGAUUUACGGGAGGAUCACGAAAGCAAUGAGAUUAAGGAAAGACUAAGUGAUGCAUAUGGGAGGGAAGAGUGUGACAAAGAGUUUUGGACACAAAAAGAUGACAAGAGAUCAGUGAUGAUUUUCAAGGAGGAAGAAAUUGUGAAGAGAUCACAAGCAGCUUGUGAUAUUGAAGGGAAUAAGAACUUCAGCGACGAUGCUGGUAUGUGGGAUGAACUGAGUGGGCAGGACAUAGAAAUUGAGCUUACUGAUGGGAAUAGACAUGAUGGGGAAGUGAUAAAUGAUCAGGAAAAGAAUGUGUUCGCGGAGGCUGGUAAUUUGGAGGCAUUUGAUGGAGAAUAUGAAUAUGAUGAAGGGACCCUACUAGAAACUCUUCUGACUGGGAAACAUGAUAGUCCUAGAGAACUGGAAGAAACUAGAACUGCCGUUGCUAGUGAAGAAAAUGAGAAGUUGGUUACUGAAUGCAAAAGCAGUGAUUCUGAAUCCAAUAAUGGAACCAAUCGCUUGUUUGAAGGAAAAUUCAACUCUUCUACCCAGAAUAGAGAUGACUUCGAAGAUGAGAAGGGUGAAAACAACUUGGCAGAGUCAACUUUUCUACCUGAACACAUUACAAAUUCAAAGAUAGCUGAAGUUUGCUUGGGGAAUACGUGUUAUAUGCCAGAGAAAUCAGCGUCUGAAAUUGUACCUAAUCAUGAAAAUGAGACUGCAGUUGCUCGUAAAGAAGAGAGUGGGAAGGGCAUCAAGGGUGUUCCAUCCAGCAUCAAUAAGAACGAGACGAGCGAUAAGUCUAUAUCAGGUCAUGUGGCCACAGUGUUGGUUAAAAAUGGGGAAAAGAUGGUAGGUGCUUCAUCGUUUGUGUUAGAAGAAAGAGAGAACAAACUAAAACUGCAUCAACAAGGUCCAAGCCAUAGCACAGAAAGAAAAGAGAAGAAUUUGAAUGAGACCCUUACUACAAAAGACCAAAAAGUAGAUGGAAGACUACAAAGGGAAAGAGAACGGGAAAAUGAAAGUAUGAGAAAAUUGGAAGAAGAAAGGGAGAGAGAAAGAGAAAGAGAAAAGGACAGGAUGUCUCUGGGCAUAGCAGCCCUUGAAGCUCAUGAAAGAUCAUAUGCUGAAGCUCGUGCGAGAGCAGAAAGAGCUGCAGUGGAGAGAGCUACUGCUGAAGCAAGACAACGAGCUAUGUCAGAGGCUCGAGAAAGAUUAGAGAGGGCAACUGUGGAAGCUAGGCUCAGGGCAGAUCGUACUCCGGUAGAGAGGGCAGCUGUUGAGGCCUGGCAGCGUGCUGUUAAAAAAUCAUUGCUCGAGAAGAAUACCUUUGAGGUCCGGGAACAAGUAGAAAGAUCUGUUCAUGAUAAAUUUUCAGGUUAUUCCAGACGUCCUGAAAUGAGGGAUACUUCUCUAUCUGAACAUCAUGACCAUCAUUUUCGAAGUACAGGAAACUCGAAUGGAUUGAGAUAUUCAUAUUCUUCAGCACAUGUUGGAGCUGAAGGCGAAUCACCUCAGAGAUGUAAAGCUCGGUUAGAGAGAUACCAGAGAACAGCUGAGCGUGCAGCUAAAGCCCUGGCAGAGAAAAAUAUGCGCGAUAUUCUUGCUCAACGAGAACAACAAGAGAGGAAUAGAGUUGCGGAAAUUCUGGAUGUUGAGGUGAAGAGAUGGUCAAGUGGAAAAGAAGGAAAUCUCCGUGCAUUGCUUUCGACUUUGCAAUAUGUAUGGCCAUCCCUUGUCUUUGUGCAGGAUAAAUACUAAAUGAUUCACUUUUGUACAUGAAUGCUAUUUGUUGUGCAUUGUCUUAUCUUUUUUGUCCCUGUCCUCUGAUAUGAGAUGGUAGAAAUGGAGAAAAGGGGAAAAUCCUGAAAUUACCAUGAAAGGUUAUUGUGGUUUCCCAUAAGCCAUAACAGGUUCCUGCUCCUGAACCAAGGUUAACAUGUUUGGGUCUCAAAUGAGAUGACGGAAAACAGGCACAGAUAUGAUUGAUAAUCAAUUCUAUUAUUUGGAGUUGGCAAAAUGGAUGAUGUGAAAGUAAACUGGGAAAACUGACAGAACUUUUGGGCUCUGUUGGAAUUUUAUUGCUAUAGUACGUAAAAGAAUGGCAAACUUUAAAAAAUCAGUUGGGCAAGAACUCUUGUAUCUCUGUUGUCAGGAGAAUAAUGACGUGAAGAGAAUCAAGAAUGAAAAGAAUUCGUGACAAACUCUCAUAUUCCUGUCAUUGAAUUGAAUGAAUUCUCUCUCCUUUUCACCAAAUUGGAUAUGCUUUUUUUAUGGCUUAAAAACUGCUGGUAAGCUUUGCAAAUACAAUCUCUCAUCAGGGACCGCCUUGUAUAUUGUCAUGCAUCCUCUUUAGGAAGAAAUGGACGAGUAGGAAAAUGAACUUUAUCGCAAGUAAUGUUUCUUUCGUUAAGUUCUCGUGACUGUAAAUUUUACUUUUUGGUGCAAUUUUCCAUUUAAACUUUUGGGUUGAUGCUCUUUCUUGGUUAACAUCAGACAGCAUAUAGCUUCUGCACUUCAGG